Clunio marinus is the source of this 3458-nucleotide messenger RNA. NCBI's taxonomy places the organism in Eukaryota, Metazoa, Arthropoda, Insecta, Diptera, Chironomidae. The record is from the annotation of a GenBank genome assembly.
AUGAUCAAUAGAAUAAGCGUGGAUAAUGAAGUCGGAAUAACCGGACACGAAGAGAUCCAAGGAAUUAAUUUAACCAAAUAUCAAAGUACAAAAAAAUGGGAAUGGAGUCAUUUACGAGAUGGACAUUCUUAUUCUGUGAUACCAGACGUGUUCGUUUAUGCAUUUAGCUUAGCAAUCUUUCUAGUUGUACUUCUACCAGCAUUUCAAGAAGAUGUUUCCAACUUUUGGCGACCUUUUGCAUGUUCAUUUCUAGCGAUCUGUGUUCAAGUAGCUACGGACUUAAUGAUUCCCAUUUACCAUGCCAUAAAUACUCAAGACUUUCGCCACUUAAGGCCGAUGUACGCUUCACACAACCUCCUGAUUAUCUACAUCUUCUUACCGAUAUCCGAUAAUGUCAUUGUUAGUCUCAUGGGUUUAAUGACAAGUGUUUGUUACGUUAUGGUGAUGGUGUUCGUCUCUUAUUCAUCGGACGACCAUAUCAUAAUUAAAGUGUUAUCAGAAAGUUUCUUCCUACUCUGUAUAAACAUUAUUGGAAUUUACUUCCGAAUCACAAAUGAAAUUGACAUCCGAAGAAAUAUUCUUGAUCGAAGAGAAUGCGUGCAAAAGAAUUUAUCAUUAAAGUAUGAAAGAAAUCAAGAGAAGGAAUUACUGUUAAGCAUCUUACCAGAACAUAUCGCCGAGAAAAUGGAGAAAGAUAUCAAGCACAUGAUCAAGAAGUUGAAUGAAAGGGAGAGAACAAAAAAUAAACUUUACGCUGAAAAACAUUCCAACGUGUCAAUUUUAUACGCUGAUGUCGUCAGAUAUACGCAAAUGACAUCUCAAUUGCCAGUCCGAACAUUGGUCGAAACGUUACACGAGUUGUUUGUGAAGUUUGAUGAGGCAUCAAUUGAGCAUAAUGUUCUGCGCAUUAAGUUCUUAGGCGAUUGUUAUUACGGAGUUUCCGGAGUACCAAUAAAAGACAAAAGACAUGCUAAAAAUUGUGUUGAUUUGGGCUUAAGAAUGAUUCGAGAUAUUCGUGAAUUGCGAGCUUCAAGAAAGAUCAACAUUGAUAUGAGAAUAGGCGUUCAUUCAGGAAGCAUAAUUGGCGGUGUUAUGGGAUCUUGUAAAUGGCAAUAUGACAUUUGGUCGAAAGAUGUUGUUAUCGCCAAUAAAAUUGAGUCAACAGGCGUAACGGGGAAAGUUCAUAUAACGGCACAGACUCUUGAGCUUCUUCACGGAGAAUACAGUUACGAGGAAGGAACCAUAAACGCUCGAAAUGACGAAUUUUUAGUUAAAAAUAACAUCAAAACAUUUCUCAUCACACCCAAGAAGACCAGUGUCGUUAAUGACAUGCAAAUUAGGAAAGUAAGUAAAGACAGGAGUAAUGUAAAUCACACCAAACCGGACGAUAUGUCGACAAUAUCUGAGAUUGCGGCUGCAAACAGAAAGAAUUUUAUGAUGAAUUCAAUGGAACAGUUUCGUGAUAUUAUGAAACAAACAAACAUAGAAAUGGAGUUGGAAUUGGAAAGAAUGCCAAUUGGAAAGUUUCAAUUAAUGAAAUAUGUUACGCAAAGAAAAUUAACAACUCCGGUGCCAAGUCGAACAUUUUACGGCAGCGGUUCAAUCUCCGAGUUCGAAGACUUUAGUUAUCAAGCCAAAAAGAUUAAUAAACCUUCAAAACUUCUGCUUCGAUUUGCCAAUCCAAGUUGGGAAUGGAGUUUUCUGAAUCAAGCUGAUGUGUUGCUUAAGUAUAGCGUUUUUAUGAGCUGCAUCGUGUUGUUGACGAUUUUCUCAAUUCAAGUUUUAAAUCAAUCUAAUGGAAUUUUAUUUUACUGGUGUACAACGGUGUCAGCAUUGCUAAUAAUCGCGAUCGUCCCCUUCGUAUGGUUUAAGAAGAUUUGGGAUUUCAUUAAACCUGUUCACGAUUCAGAUGGAUCGAUGGUUGUCCCGCCUAGAAAUCGACUUUUAAAAGCUCUUUAUGACUUUUCGUUCGAUAUCAUGUCGAAUGCAUAUUGGAGAACGGCAAUUUACUUAGUUGUUGUGAUUGUUCUGACCGUCGUUUCGUUGCUUCAUUUGGUAGAAUGCUAUGAGAUGGAAUGUCAAGAUAGCAAGUGCAACGAUAACUAUGAAGAUUACAGCAAAUUCUCAACAUGUCUCAACUCAUGGUCGGUCACUCAAUGUCUCGUUCUCUCCAUUUGCAUGUGCUUCCUUUUCUUAAGAAUCCAUUUCUUACUGAAGCUGGCGGUGGCAGCCAUCAUUAAUGCAGUUUAUUAUUACAUAAUCUUUUAUUGGGUUGAAUAUAUUUACGAUGAUAGCGCAACGGCAAAUCCAGCGAUGGACUCAAAGCUGGCACAUUUCUUGAAGGUUGCAGUUUCUACGGUUAUUUUUCAUAUUAUCGAUCGUCAGUCUGAGUACAUAUUACGUGUUGGUUUUAUUUGGAAGCAAAAACUUGCUGAAAAGAAAAGAACGUCAAUGAUUACAAAAGAAACGAAUAAGAUUCUCGUCCACAACAUUUUGCCAGUUCAUGUCGCUGAACUGUACUUGAACUCACAAAUUAAAAAUGAGCUUUAUAACGAAGAGUAUGAGAGUGUCGCUGUGAUGUUUGCGACGAUUAUGAAUUUUGACACUUCAUCAAACACAAUUGACGGUGAGAGCAACGAGUUGAAAAGUUUGAAUGAAAUUAUUUGUGCUUUCGAUGAGAAAAUCUUAACAAAAACGGGACGAAUAAAGAUUGAGAAGAUUAAAGUUGCUGGAUGGUCCUACAUGUGUGCUUGUGGCUUGGAACCAGGUCAAAGCGACUCAAAUUCGUCAACACUUAAGGGAAUCUACGAUGGAAGACGAAGUUUAGCUAUUAAUUCGAUAAUACUUAGAAACCAACUUUCGCCUCGAGUUCACAAAAUGAGUGUUCGACAAUCGAAUAAUGUUGUGAUCACACUCGUUGAGUUUGCUUUAGAGUUAAUGAGAGUUCUUAAGAAGAUUAGUGAAGAGAAUGAAAAUUUCAAAGACAAGCCGCCUUUGCAGCUUCGCGUUGGGAUUUCUCAUGGGAAGGUGAUGGCGGGAGUUGUUGGUGCUUUGAAGCCGCUUUACGAUAUUUGGGGGAAUAGCGUUAAUAUGGCAUCAAGAAUGGAUUCAACUGGAAUCCCCGGAAAGAUUCAGGUUACUAAAGAAACUGCCAACGUUCUCAAAUGUUUCGGCAUCGAGUGUCAAUUUAGAGGUGAAAUAAAUGUGAAAGGAAAGGGACUCAUACCGACAUUCUUCGUUUCAAUAAACGAGUCACUUGAGUUCGAGAAAGACAAUGACACUGACACUCAAGCUCAAUCAUUAAAAACAAACUUAAACUCAUUAAGAAAUCAUCUUUGAUUUUACGUCAACGUGGAGAUUAAACAUUUGCUCAACAAUUCAUCAUAUCAGGAAUGAUUCAUAAUUAGGAUAAAUUAAAUAAAUAAUAAAAAGCUUUUGUAACAAUAUUAAGUAUAAAA